This is a messenger RNA of Xyrichtys novacula (pearly razorfish), 1652 nucleotides long. Lineage: Eukaryota; Metazoa; Chordata; Actinopteri; Labriformes; Labridae. The record is from the annotation of a GenBank genome assembly.
AUGGACAGAAGCACAGUGACGGACUUCAGCAUCGACAGGAUCCUCUCCUCACAGCUCGGACUCAAACCGACCGGGAAAGAUCGAUCACCGGGCGGUUACCUCCAGGAGAUCCCGGGGGGACGCAGCCUGGACUAUGCUGGAAACUUUACGGCACCUGUACCGGUCCCGGUUCCAGUGCCAGUCCCGGGCUGCCUCCAUUACCGAGGGAUGGGCUUUGGAGAGGCGUUGUACCCGUACGGAGGCGGAUAUCAACACACAGAGUAUACCGGAUUUUACCCAAACCCGGGAGUUUACCUGCACUUCAACCCUCAGCACCCAACAGGUACUUCACAUUUUACUCUUUUACUUAAGUGUGUAUGAAAGAAUUUUUUAAAGAAACGAAACGAUCGUUUUUCUGACAUUACCAGGUAAUAAAUGAGAUAACUUUUUGUAGCCUAAAUAUUUUUUCCUGCAAAUAUUUAACCUAGUGUAAUUAUCCGUUAUUUCAGAAAAAAAACUAAUAUAGUUUGGUUUUCUAAUUUUGAUUUCUUUCAAUUCCUAGAUUAUAUCCAAUGCUUUGGAAAACUACAGGCCUUAUUUUUUCGCUCAUUUAGAAAAAAAUAGCGCAAUUAACUUUUUUUUCUGUGGGUUACUAUAACUGAAUUCCUAAAUUGAAAUCCUAAAAUACUUUACAAAUCUCAAUCCACCCUGAACUGAUGAUAAAAUAUGAAUUUGAAAGUGUUUGUAAGAUAUUGUUUAAGUGUAUUUUCGUUAAAAUGUGGCUUUUAAUUCUUUCUACCUAGACGCUCACCCGUUAUCAGGUUACCAUGACUACCACCAGGCCGCUGUGUCCGCGCAGCCGCAGUCACGCCAGAAGUCCCGGAUGAGGACGGUGUUCACGGAUAGUCAGGCCAAACAGCUCGAGACGCUGUUCGAGCUCACAGACUAUCCGACGGUGGAGGCGCGUGCACAGGUGGCGAGACUCACCGGGUUGAGCGAGGAGACCGUCAGGGUGAGUUCAAAGUCUGACUCUCAGACUGUCUAAAAAGACAACCAUCAGUGCUGUCAAAGUUUCUCUGGAGGGAAAGAUGCUGUUUAUGUCUGAUUCUUUUUCUGCUGAUAGGAGGAGUGGUCAUAUACUAAACUCCCCUUUUCUGUCUGGUUCCAGGUUUGGUUCAAGAACCGUCGAGCCCGCAGGAAGAGGCAGCGCAGCGGGUCAAAGGUCAAAUCCCCCUCCCCACCCCCCUCCCCAGGAGCAGAGAGGAAGAUCUUCAGCUCCUUUCUCUGAACCUGGAAGACCAUCCACCUGCUGCUCAGAGGAAUUACUCGUCCUGUGCUGCUACUCUCCACCUCUGUGCUACCGCUCUCCACCUCAGAGGUCAGAGGUCAGCAUCCUGCUCACGCUUCACACUUCAGCAGAGAGGCAAACAUCUGCUCACUGCAGCUGCUCUGACGAUGCAUUCGGAGGCUGCUGGGAAAGUCAAGUAUCAGAGGACAUGACAUGUUUGCUGUUGUCAAACCUUUGUAAAUGACGUUUUUUUUUAAAUUAUUUUUUAAAAGUAGGUCUAAUUUAUUAAAACAGUAUUUAAGAGACACUGUUUUGGAAACACUGGUAUCUUUUGUUAUCUUGAUUGGUGUCACUGAGAAAUAAACGUCAUGAUAUGAAACCUGUC